Messenger RNA from Porites evermanni, 511 nucleotides. The record is from the annotation of a GenBank genome assembly. Lineage: Eukaryota; Metazoa; Cnidaria; Anthozoa; Scleractinia; Poritidae.
AUGAAGCAUACUCGUGAAAGGGUGCCGAAAGGGCUCAGUGAUAAAGCCGCUGAAAGGGGAGAAUCGGAUAUCGAGGUGAUUAGUUAGUGCAGAUAGGAAAAACCGUCUUUUUGGUUCUCAGGAGUUGGAGUCCAAAAUUGGUAAAGAACUUAACAGGUCUUGGGAUGUUGAUCAGGCCGGUCCUAGUGUACGCACUCCCAGGUCAACGAAUAACACCAAUAGACGUGGCAAGCCAUCUGUACAAACACAGCCAGGUCGCCACCCCUCCCCCAGUCACUGGCAAGCCACACAAGCAAAUGUUGGCUACCCCGCUAUACAACAAGUGUACACUACACACACCCCCUCCCUUCCUAUUCCUGUGCCUAUUCCAUAUGCGCGCCACGCCAUCCCUGCCCAUUAUCCGCGCCAAGUUGUUGCAGCCCAGCCCAUGACUGUACACACUCAUGCCGCUGUUCCCUUUGGAGCUCACGCUGUUGCGUUGCAGUCUCAGUUUCGUUCAGCGGCUCCUCGA